This is a messenger RNA of Fraxinus pennsylvanica, 660 nucleotides long. NCBI's taxonomy places the organism in Eukaryota, Viridiplantae, Streptophyta, Magnoliopsida, Lamiales, Oleaceae. The record is from the annotation of a GenBank genome assembly.
AUGGGGGCAGCGGGGUCGAAACUAGAGAAGGCGCUGGGAGACCAAUUCCCCGAAGGCGAGCGAUAUUUUGGUCUUGAAAAUUUCGGCAACACUUGCUAUUGCAACAGCGUUCUUCAGGCUCUGUACUUCUGUGUUCCAUUUCGCGAGCAGUUGCUAGAAUAUUAUUCAAAUAACAAAAGUCCAGCUGAUGCAGAUGAAAAUCUCUUGACGUGCCUAGCAGAUUUAUUUACACAGAUAAGCUCGCAAAAGAGAAAAACUGGUGUUAUUGCUCCAAAGCGGUUUGUACAGAGAUUGAGGAAGCAAAAUGAAAUUUUUCGUAGCUAUAUGCACCAGGAUGCUCAUGAAUUUCUCAACUAUUUGUUAAAUGAACUGGUUGACAUACUGGAGAAAGAGGCUCGCGCUUCUAAGAGUGAUCAAGAAUCUUCAUCUCCAUCAGAAAAGAUUUCUAAUGGACCAAAUAAUAUGUCUGUUAAUGGUCAUCAAAAGGAGCCUAUAGUCACUUGGGUGCACAAAAAUUUCCAGGGUAUUUUGACAAAUGAAACGAGAACAGUUCUAUUACAAGCUGUCUCAAAAAUUUUAGUUGUUGACUCUGAAAUUUACGUCUUCUUAAAUUUUUCUGCGACAAGUGUUGCAGUUUACAGGAGGCCCAGAAGAGAAUGA